AUGAUGGAUAAGGACCAGAAGGGCACGGUUGUGUCUGGCCGCGGUAGCAGUGUGGAGCAGCAGACUGGUGUCCAGGCUGGCCAAGGCAGCAACACUUACCAAACCAACCAACAAGGCAGCGGGGCUAGUAACCAGGCCAACAGCCAGAGCGGCAGGGGGGGGGGGGCCAGCACCGGUAACCAGGGCAGUGGCAAUCAGGACACCAGCAACAACAAGGAUAACAACCAGGAUGGCAACAACCAAGGUGGCAGCAAUGGGAAUCCGGGCAGCAACGACGCAAACCGGGGGAACAACCCGAGCAGCAGCAACGACGCAAACCAGGGGAACAACCAGCACAGCAGCAACCACGGGAACAACCAGGACAGCAGCAACAACGCAAACCAGGGGAACAACCAGGACAGCAGCAACAACGCAAACCAGGGGAACAACCAGGCCGGCAGCAACAACGCAAACCAGGGGAACAACCAGGACAGCAGCAACAACGCAAACCAGGGGAACAACCAGGACAGUAACGACAGGAACCAAGCGAACAACCAGGACAGCAGCAACAACGCAAACCAGGGGAACAACCAGGACAGCAGCAAGAACGCAAACCAGGGGAACAACCAGGACAGCAGCAACGACAGGAACCAGGCCAACAACCAGAACAGUAACGACAGCGACCAGGCCAACAACCAGGCCAACAGCAACAACGCAAACCAGGGGAACAACCAGGACAGCAAUGACAGGAACCAGGCCAACAACCAGGACAGCAACAAAGAGAACCAGGAGAGCAACGGCAAGAACCAGGGCAGCAGCGGCAAUCACCAGACCAACAACCAGGAUAAUCAAAUGGGCUCACCAGGAGAUAAAAAUAUAUCACCACAAUUGACUUCCUCUGCUGCUGGUGGUGACAGCUUUUUAGACAAUGAAGAAAGCACCAGAGAGGAAGAGGAUGAGGCUAAAGAUGGCAGCAAUGCCUCCUCCUUUAAUAAGGAGAGAGAGAAGAAUGUUCCUUCUCCACCCAGGGAGCAGUCGGAGAGCAGCCACUUCUUCGCCUAUCUGGUGACCACGGCUAUUGUCGUUGCUGCCUUAUACGUAGCAUAUCACAACAAACGCAAGAUCAUUGCUUUUGCUCUGGAAGGAAAAAGAUCGAAAAGUGGUCGACGGCCCAAAUCUGGCGAUUAUCAGAGACUGGAUCAAAAGGGAGGCUGUGAGGACGCAGCCCGGAUCCCAGCACAGCCCAUCUCUUCUGAGCAGCAGAGACUGGGGGAGACUGGAAAAGAGAGAAGCCCGGUGGUGCCACUUCUCUUCGCCCACGGCGAGAGCAGCCUGCGUGGGAUGCUGCUGCCCGGCCACCCGUGGAAAGGGGAGGACAAGGUGCCACGAUCAACUGCAGAUGAUGCGGGCUCUUCUGGGUAG
This is a messenger RNA of Cariama cristata (Red-legged seriema), 1401 nucleotides long. RefSeq lists its product as uncharacterized. Bases 1 to 1401 code for a protein of 466 amino acids. Gene Ontology annotation, cellular component: trans-Golgi network transport vesicle; endosome; trans-Golgi network. NCBI's taxonomy places the organism in Eukaryota, Metazoa, Chordata, Aves, Cariamiformes, Cariamidae. The transcript has 4 exons. The record is from RefSeq and is a predicted model, not a curated record.